UUGAGGUCAUCGUUAAAUAUAUGAGAUACCCACUUCUUUUCCUUGUCUUUAGUUAAUCUGCAGCUAAGUUUUUUCAACUCUGUAAAACUCUCGCAAAAAUUAAAAGGAAGACGGACGAGAAGAGAAACCCUAACAUGGCACAAGCUGAACAAACCAAGAAUGAUUCUCCAUUACAUCAGUAUGAAAAUUUUGUUGAGAUAGAGAAAGAGAAGACUCUUGCGUUGAUAAAUGCAUGGGAAGAGAACGAGAAGGCCAAAGCUCAAACCAAAGCGUACAAAGAACUUUGCUCCAUUGAGACAUGGGAAAACAACGUGAAGACAUCUCUAGAGUUAGACUUGAAGAAAAUGGAGGAAAAUUUAGAAGUGGAGAAAGAUGAAUAUUCAAAAAUAUUCAAGAAAAAAAUACCAGAAAUUGAAAAAAUUGCAGAAGCGAAAAGAGAAAAAAUUGAGAAACAAAAAGAGCAAAAAUCUAUCAACCUGAAAAAAAUGAGUGAGAAGUUAAGUGCAACUCCAAACGCUUAUCCACCCAAAACCAAAACCUGUGGAUGUCUCUAGAACAUGUCUUAUGAAUCAAUUACCGGCCCAUUAAAUCAUCUAUUAGACUUUGCUCGUGGGUCGUGGCUAAAGGGGGAAUAUAUAUUCAACGAAUAAAGGGAAAUCUAUGUACGACGCUUUCAAGCAUCGAUGUAUCGUUCAUGUGUAUAUAAUAUGGUUUUACCUAUGGCAAUUGCUAUUGAAUCUAUGAUUCUAUGAAUCAUGCAGUCA
Messenger RNA from Raphanus sativus (radish), 764 nucleotides. Its product is annotated as remorin 1.4. The coding region runs from base 135 to 554 and encodes 139 amino acids. Lineage: Eukaryota; Viridiplantae; Streptophyta; Magnoliopsida; Brassicales; Brassicaceae. The transcript has 5 exons. The record is from RefSeq and is a predicted model, not a curated record.